GGGACCGCGCCCCGCCAUCUUGCCCCCGAGCCCGCAAUCCCCUCCAUCUGCACCCUUCAAUCAGCCGCACGCCAUGCCCCCGCCUGCCCCGCCCCCGCGACACCCUAGCCUCCAAACCUCGUCCGCUCCUCACGAGAUUCCCACCCCCCUUACGUUCUCUCCCCACGCCGCCAUCUGCACGGCUCUGGCAUCCUAUGCUGGUCUCCUCCAGCCUCGCGGGCUCCUCUACCCCAACCCUCACCACAGCGUCGCACGAUGACCUCGAAGGGGCACGCUGCGUCACUCCUGCGUCCUCUCCGGAGCCGACCUGAACGCCGACGUCGCCCGUCCCAUCUCCCUCUCUCUAGGAGGACACCUCGGUGGCCAACACGAGCUGCCCUUCUCCAGCUCUGCCCCCUAGUACGCGCCGAUGUCGAGUUCAGACCUGAGGAUGCCGACAUGUCAAAUCGAGAAUUCUUGUACCAUAUACUGGAGGAAGUCAUAAAAGUUGGGGCAACCACUCUUAAUAUCCCAGACACUGUCGAAUACACUCUUCCUUAUGAAUUUGGGAAGUUAAUUUCUGACAUAAAGGAAAACACUCUUAGAAUUGAAAAUGCCAUCAUUUCCACUCAUUGCCAGAAUGGCCUUGGCCUUGCAACUGCCAACACAUUAGCGGGUGCUCAUACAGGAGCGCGACUGUUAGAGGUGACUAUUAAUGGUAUUGGUGAAAGAGCUGGAAAUGCUUCAUUGGAAGAGGUUGUCAUGGCAAUUAAAUGUCGUCAGGAGCUCUUAGAUGGUCUAUAUACGGGAAUAAAUUCCCAACAUAUUACUUUGACAAGCAAAAUGGUACAAGAGCACAAUGGACUUCAUGUACAACCACAUGAAGCUAUUGUUGGUGCCAAUGCCUUUGCCCAUGAAAGUGGAAUUCAUCAGGAUGGAAUGCUUAAAUAUAAAGGAACAUAUGAAAUAAUAUCCUGAUGAUAUUGGUUUAACACGUGCAAAUUAAUUUGGUAUUGUUCUUGGGAAACUCAGGUAUUAUGCAACCUACCCAUACCCUCUUGAUUUAGACUUCAUUUUCUCCAAUAUUCUACUGUGAUGUCUCUCAAUUAGAUUUCUCUUACCGACUUUCUACUUUUUACUUUUGUUUGAUGGCAUGCAUCCUCUAACUAAAGAGCCAUAAAUGUUAGAUUUGAAUGCUAUGUAUUUGGCUACAAAAUAGGUAUUAACUGUUGGCGAUGUUCCUAUUGGUAGUGUUACAAAAGUAUUGGUAGUAGGGUAAUGAUGUAAAUCAUUACACUUAAGUCAUGUCACAGGCAUAUAGCCUCUGAUUCAGUAAUUAUGCAAUGAUAUGCUAUAUAGGAUUGGAAACGAGCUGAGCGGCUCCGCUCGGUGCGACUCGAUGGCUGAUCGAGAUCGGUUUGGCUCGUCCAUUGCACGAGCUCAAGAAUGAAGCUCGGUUCGGCUCGAAGUGGGCUCGCGAGCCGUACCCUGGUAAAUAUUAUUGUAUUAUAGAAUAAUAAAUUAAAAUAUAUCAAUGUGAAAUAUAAAAUCACCCUUCAAUAUUAUGAGUAAUCUCUACUACUACUUAAGUGUCAUAAAUGUUUGACAUACCAUAAUUUGUUGAUUUUGGGGACUAGAAGGGUAUAGACCUCUACUACUUGCGAAGUCAGCAAACAAUGUAGUCGUCUAGGGCAGCUUCUCAAGCAAUUCCCCAGGGAUCUCUUGCCUCUCAAGAGAGCCCAUCUCAUCUGCUUCGAUAUGGGAAAGCCAGAUUUGUCCCUAAAAUUCGUUCAAGUAAGCCAAAUGGGGUUCCUAUGUAUUUAUGGGCUUCAAAUUUUGAGCUUGACUGAAGGAAGUUGAAGCCGAUGUGGCAUUUCUUUUUCGCUUGAGGUACUUGUGUUGAUUCUUCCCAAGGAAUAUCAAUAAUGUCAUCUUUGUAUCAAAGGUAAGAUCCAAAUUGCUGAGAGUAUUAUAUGUCAAUUGUUCCAUAACUGCACGAUUGUCUCUUGUUAAAGAAAUAAUGUCUAUUUGUGUUCCUUUUCAUCGUUUCCUGUGAACAUUUUUAUUGUGCCAAAUUGGUGCAUUGCAAAAGCUUGCGAAUGUACCAAUAAUAUUUUUUUUAUCAACCCAGCACCCUGCCACCCGCUUUUAUCAGGCUCUUUUGUUCACUGGAUUUGUGGUACUCAUUGCUUAUGAUGUUUUGCUAAAGAAUCCUGAUCAGAAUUUCAUAUAUGGCAAUGCUUGCCUUCCAUUUGCUUGAGCUUGGACGGAUAUAUGAAGCUGAGAGAGCUGCUCAAUAAAAAUGACUUCUGGUCACAGCAUAAUGUAUGUCCUUGAUGUGGUUGUAGUUAGUUUCAGUUGUGAAAAGCAUAUCAUAGCAGCCUUUGAGCAGAUUAAGUCUUUAACGACCAGUCAGGCACCAAUGCUAAUUGUUUCUAGGUUCUUGAGGAUGGGGUUGUGUGAUUUUACCUAUCUAUCGUGUUGCUUUAGAAGUAGAUGUGAUUGUGUUUACUUCAAGAAUGUUCAUACAAUGUAGUAACUUAUUCUUACAUGAUCAAAUGUUUACAGCUGACUGUACUAGAAGGUUCCUUUUGCAACCUCAAUUUGAGAUUUAAGGGAGGAUUACCACCAGAGGCAGUAUACAAUAUCAUAAUUGAUCCAAAGAAUAAAAGGGUGUUCAUGAUUAGUAAUGUGUGUACAUGUGUGCUUUUACUAUUCAGAUUUAGGCAUGAUUUUUUGAGUGUCUUUGUGUUUACUCUUUCAUGGGAACAUUUGUACUGUGCCAAAUUGGUGCGUUGCAAAAGCUUGUGAAUGUAUCAAUAAUAUUUUUAUCAACCCAUCACCCUGCACCCUCUUGUAUCAGACUCUUUUCUUGUUAGAGUAGUUGUUGCAUUCGUCUUGAUAAAGAGAGAUCAAUGAAAAGAUGCACUGCGAGAACACUAGACAACACUAGCCAUCCAAUUCAUUCCCUUCGAAUGAAGUUAAAGGUGGGUUUAUAUGACACUCUAUUCCUAAUUUGAUGUCUUGGUUUAUAUUGUGAUAGGCUCAUGGUUAUACGAUUGAAGUGGAUUGUUUUUUAUUUUUUGAGCACCCAUUUUAUGUUUUUCAUUACAGCUAUGUAGGUUUUUGUACAAUACUCCCUCUGUUUCAAAAUAGUAGUUGUUUUAGCUCUAGAUUUUUAUGUUUAUAUUCAUAUGUAUGAUAACGAAUCUUGACACAUAUAUAGGACACAUACACUAAAAAGGUAAAACAAAUUUUAAUUUUGGACGGAGGGAGUACUUUAUAGUGGUUCUGGCCUUCUUGACACCAUGGUGAAGCUAACAAUGAUAGCUCGUGUCACUAAUGGAUGUCCACUAGCAGAAGGGUUGGAUGAUGGGCGAGAUUAGAAGGAUGCUGAUUUCUAUAAGCAGCAAGCUAAACUUCUAUUUAAGAACUUGUCAAAAGGGCAUCAUGAAGCUUCACGAAUGUCAACUGAGACAUGGCCCUACUAUUUCCAUUACCCUUGUGCCAUUUAUGAUCCUUAUAUGUAUAUGUAUAUGUAUGUAUGUUUGUGUAUGUGUGUAUAUCAGAAUUAGGCUUGCUUUUACAUGUUGCUCCUCAUAUAGUUCUUUUGUUUGUCUAAUUUCCAGCUAAAGAUGAUGCGUCCAUUUGUAAACAGUUGGGAUUCCACUGUGGCUAUAUAAACUGCUUUAUGUAAUUGUCUAUUUGUGUA
Molecule: messenger RNA, 3691 nt
Organism: Zea mays
Lineage: Eukaryota; Viridiplantae; Streptophyta; Magnoliopsida; Poales; Poaceae
Product: 2-isopropylmalate synthase A
Exons: 6
Coding region: 256-957 (233 amino acids)
Biological process (GO): L-leucine biosynthetic process
Cellular component (GO): chloroplast
Molecular function (GO): 2-isopropylmalate synthase activity
Source: RefSeq, a predicted model, not a curated record